Monodelphis domestica (gray short-tailed opossum) is the source of this 1286-nucleotide messenger RNA. Its product is annotated as UPF0235 protein C15orf40 homolog. Gene Ontology annotation, cellular component: cytoplasm. NCBI's taxonomy places the organism in Eukaryota, Metazoa, Chordata, Mammalia, Didelphimorphia, Didelphidae. The record is from RefSeq and is a predicted model, not a curated record.
CUCUUCCUCUUCCGCUGUGUCAAGAGGGCCCGGCUCCGUGCCGAGGCGGCAGCCAGUCUUACUUCUAGCACGAGGAUGCCAAAGAAGGGGAAAGGCCAGAGUAAGGAGCCAGCGAAAUCACUUCCUCCCAUUGGACCUGUUGCGGUUGAUCCGAGUGGUUCCAUCACAAUAGCCAUUCAUGCCAAACCUGGCUCCAAACAAAAUGCUAUAACAGAUGUGACAACUGAAAAUGUAAGUGUAGCCAUUGCUGCACCUCCAUCAGAAGGGGAAGCUAAUACAGAACUAUGUCGAUAUCUUUCCAAGGUCCUAGAACUUAGGAAGAGUGAUGUUAUCUUAGAUAAGGGUGGUAAAUCUCGUGAAAAAGUGGUUAAGAUCUUAGCAUCCACAACUCCGGAAGAGAUUUUGGAGAAAUUGAAAAGGCAAGCAGAAGCUCCCUAAAAUAAGCCCAAAAAGCCAGAUAUGAACAUUAUGUUUCAUGGAACCUUUUAAUACUAAAGAAGUAAAUUCAUAAAGAGAAAAAUCUAGAUAAUACUUGGAAGAUAGUGCUUUGAAGAAUAAUAGGCCUCUGAAAAUACUCUCCAUAGAAUGUUGGAAAAAUAAGUAUCAUAGCUGAUAAAUGCAAAGUAUGCUGUGCCCAAACUUCACUUACUACUGGUAAUAUCCAAUUCAAAACAUUAUAGUCCAGUUUGUAAAAUUCCAGACAGGUUUGAUACUACUAUUGGUCUACCCUAAGUUUAUCUUGUGGACUACUACUUAAAUUUUGUGGAACUAAACACUGAAAGAGUUGACAGUGGACUUCUAGUGCCAAGAUGGUGGAGGAAGAAAACCACAUUCCUCAGCCCUCCCAAAUUCCCCUCCAAAAGGCACUAAACAAAAGCCUCAUAAAAAUUUUUGGAGGAAAAAAUCCGCUUACCAGACCAGCACAGCCACAAGACCAGGUGAGAGGUUGAGAGCAGGCAGCUGCAAAGACAGAUCACUCCCUGAGGCCAGCCAGCAACUGAACUUCCCCCUCCUGGACUAAUCAAAACUGAAACUCCAUCUCUCAUGACUGGCCAACAGUGAAGCUCCACCUCUGAGCUGUCCAUCAAUGAGUUUCUGCCUCAAUAAAAACUCAUAGUGAGGACUUCCAUGACUGCAAAGCAGCAGUGAGGCAUCCUACCAUGCAAGCCAACAGCUAAAGUAAAGGGCAUGGUGCAAAUCAAAAGUAAAGCUCCAUGCCCAGUGUAUGAAAUGUGGAACAACACUCUCUUCAGUUCACAAAUAGUUCAACAUUAGUUUUUUAAAAA